AUGAGUCGUAUUGCUUCCCGACAAGUCCCCGAGCCAGGAAAAAAAGACAACAAAAACGAUGCACCUGCAAGGAAGGGUCUAAAACUCUGGGAGCAGGUAUCGAAAGAAUUGCGACCAAAUCCUGAAAUGAGACUCGUAACUCGUGACCACCAAUUUCAAGAUGAUGAAGAUAAUUUUAGCGACCGUCACUACAGGGUUUCUCACAGGAGCCCAUCAUCGUCGAGAGCAGGUCGGGAAGCCAUCAUAAUACGCCGACCCUCCAGCAAUUCAGAUGAAAGGCACGGAAAGGAUAAGGCUGUUCAACCAACCCAGACAGACCUUGACGCCAUCUACAAUAGUAUUCACUCCAAAGACGUCACAGUUCAUGUCGAACUCGAUAUCGUGAGUGAUUUGGAUGACGAAUUGGAAGAAUUCAAUAGGCUGGUCCGUCAAGGUUGGUUCAAGAAUGCGCAGUCCUUCUUCGAUCAGUAUCUUGCGACACACAAAUCCAAUCCGUGGGUUUUUGUACAGUUCGCCGAGAUGCUGAUUGAAAUGGGCGACUACAAGUCAUUCCACGAGUUGAACCUCGACCAAAUUUUCUUUCAGCAUGAAACGACUACCAUCGAAAGUGACGCAUUGGAAAUACUCGAACACAACUGGAAUCUGUUAAAAGUAACUGCACUAAGCCACAGCCACUUUUUUAUGAAGCAAAUAAGGGAUCAAGUUCCAACACUAGGCGAGAUGGUUUCACUAUUGGACAAUCCUGGUUCGACAGAGAUCAAGAUUGUCUGUCUCGUAAUGUACACUGCUGAGAUUCGAGCCAUGAGUGACACCUAUUCUCCCCUCUAUUCCGAAACAAGAUUAGGCGUUCGGGCCGAUUGGGAGAAAGUAUAUCAGACUCUCCUGAGGCAAGGCCCACUCUGGAACACUAAUGGCACAAACAAAACUGAGAAGAUGCUGUUUGGCGAAAGAAGCAUGUUUGAAGUUAUCCUCACUGAUUGGUCAGCCCAUGAGGGCGAUGGGUCAACACUGCUUGCAUUGUUGGACAUCUUGGCCCAUCUGAUGAUUGAGUCACCUGCCAGUAAGGAAAUUACGCCGUUUCUUGAAGCGUGUCUGUUAUCAGCUCACGAUAUUGGCGAAUCGAUCAUGAGGAGGUUCCCCGAUGGUACCCGCACCCGGCCGUUUCUCUUAUGGAUCCUUGCUCAAUCAUCGAUCUCUGCCCGACGGGAAGAUGGGCAGCCAAUGGACAUCAUCGAUUCUGAUAACUAUGGAGGUAUGGCUUGGUAUCCCACUCAUAUCGGCCUUCCUUUCUAUAUCCCUUUUCGCCAGGAAAUACCAGACUGGGCACCCCCAGACUUGACUUCAGAUUCCUUUCGACCCCUUGAGAUGGUUAUGAAGGCUGCAAAGGAGAAUAAGGACUAUGUUACACAGGGACUUUGUCUCAAGGAAAUUGCUGUGCGGAGUCGAGAUCCAACUGCAACGCUUUCGGAGCUUGUUCAGCUCGAGAAAGAAAUCCCACAUGACAAUCAAGGUUACUUGCAAACUUGUUUGGCAAAUUAUCUCGUCUCUAAGGACAAAGGCAGUAGGGAACGACUUCUCAAGGAACUGGGUGACGUAAAACCUUCCGGCAGCCCUGAGGAGCUAUUGUUUCCGAAGAGGGCUUGUGCCAGGGACAUCAUUCAUGAGGCUUUGAAGCCGCUUCCAAAGGGCCAUAAAGCGAAUAGCAUAGAGUCAGGCGCUCGGUACUGUGGAAGCUCAGAUGACCCUUUGUGGGAGUUCAUCAGGUAUCAUUCAAAGUACUUUGAAGACUGCCAUAGGGGCUGGCAUCGUGGAUCACCCCCAGAGAGAUCCUUUGUCCCUAUCCGUCGCGAAACUGGUAACGGAUCGCUAAGUGAGACGCUGGAUGACCCAACACAGUCCCCAGAUCGGAUGGAAGAUAGGGAGCUGCGUAAUGAGACUAGCGAGAUGCAUUCUACGGCAGGUUCACCUUUGGUUCGUCGCCAAACCUUCAUGCCAAUCCUUGAGGAUGUCUCGGACCACGGUGAAGAGUAUCAACCGAACUAG
Molecule: messenger RNA, 2043 nt
Organism: Fusarium odoratissimum NRRL 54006
Lineage: Eukaryota; Fungi; Ascomycota; Sordariomycetes; Hypocreales; Nectriaceae
Exons: 3
Coding region: 1-2043 (680 amino acids)
Source: RefSeq, a predicted model, not a curated record